Molecule: messenger RNA, 4728 nt
Organism: Hermetia illucens (black soldier fly)
Lineage: Eukaryota; Metazoa; Arthropoda; Insecta; Diptera; Stratiomyidae
Gene: REPTOR
Product: protein CREBRF homolog
Exons: 8
Coding region: 761-2935 (724 amino acids)
Biological process (GO): regulation of transcription by RNA polymerase II; response to unfolded protein
Cellular component (GO): nucleus
Molecular function (GO): DNA-binding transcription factor activity, RNA polymerase II-specific; RNA polymerase II transcription regulatory region sequence-specific DNA binding
Source: RefSeq, a predicted model, not a curated record
UUUGAUAUUCUCAAUUUCGCUUUCGUGUGGUUCUGGUCGUGACUGAUUUUCGUGUCCGCUUGGCUGUUGUGAAAUUCACAAAAAGUCGCCCGUCAUCGUGCGGAUUUUUUGAUUUUCGAUCUGAAUUCAAGUUCUAAUUGUUUCUCUAAAGAGUUAAUAGAUUUGAAUAUAGUUUUUCGAAUACGAUUUGCGUGGAGACUACGCGAGUAGAUUUUUCGCACCAGUGAAAAGUUGGCUAGUGGAUUAUAAACGGCUUCUCGGGCGAGUUGUGCUAAGUGUUGACGAUUUUUCUACGUUUUUCGUGGACGAUCGAAACGUGUGAUAAAACAAAGAACCGAGACGAGCGGCUGUUGAAUUUUCUUUUACGGAGCAUUAGCAAAACAAAGAACGUUGGUCGGAUAGGGACGUUCGCAGGCGACGGGGUAGGCUUGGCUGAUGCUCCUUACGAUUUCUUGGAACGAGCGUCUAAACAAGGACAUCUGUUAUUUGUUUUUACUUGGCUGGUCCUGCGCGUGGAAUCGCGUAGGGAGUGCGAGCGUUUGGGCGUUCGGGUCGUUGUAAGAACUGUGUCUAGCUUCUGGGAUUGUGUUUGUGCUCGGGACUUGGACCAAAGGAUAAUUACCUCCCACUCACGGCUCACAUCGUUCAUCCCCCGCGGGGGUGAACCUAUGUAGAAGGUUCUAGCUAUUUCUACACGCUAAAUCUCGACAUUGGAUUGAGCUUCCAUGUCGACAAGUUAUACUAUUGCACCGUAUGAAAUAUGACUGAGAAUCGACUAUACGCAAUCGGUGGAUCGGAUUUCUGUGAUAGUUCUUCAAAUAGUAGCAAUUUAUUGAAAUUUGAAUUGUUUAGCAGUGGAAGCGAUUGUGGAGCAGUUGGUGUUGGUAUCGGAAGCGGUGAUAACAACAGCAUCAAUACCAUUCGCGAUUCCAACUCCAUUCAGCCGCAAUAUACCAUUUUGAAUAAUUUACGUGAAAGUCCAAUGCUUACAACAGCAUCAAUUUCUAUACCACAGCGAAAUAGCAGUGGUAUGAACUACCCUUCAUCUAAAAUGAUGGCAGACUUUUCGGAAUUUGGUUUGGAUGCUUUGGAAGUUUCAUCCCUCUCACCGAAUUUACUGCAAGAUGUCAAUUUGAAUAGUAUAAGCAGUAUUCAUAAUCAGUUUAAUGUAAGCGGUGUGAAUAGUUCCAAUAGCGGAAAUCCUAUGCAAUAUGAGAACCAAAACCAAACGAGCAAUUCCAGCGCUAUGUGGAAUGACAUUGGCAGCGCUAUGACAAUGAAAUCAGAACCGUUUCAUUUGGAUGAUGACUAUAUAUUUCAAAUUGAUAAGGCUGAUUUGAUUCAAGGGCCUACUCUGGCCGAAUUAAAUGAUGAGGCUCUACUGGAAGAUUUGAUCAUUGACGAUUUGAUACCCGUUGAACAAGGAUAUGCAGUGACCACUGCUGGUCAACUAAGUCAGAUUCACUUUUCUCCUGGGCAGCUAAAUAUGUCUGAAACUGCAUUACCUCCUCAGCAGCUACUACAACAUCAUCAUCACCACAAUUCCCCUCAACAACAGCGGCAAACCCAUACGCAGCUCUCUUUGCAAUUACAAAGCACAUCAGGUCGUGAGGGUCCUUACGACGAACAAAAUACUACGGGAUCAUCCAGUCCCUUCGACAUAUACCACACGACACCAACUAAAUCCUUAAAUUCGAGUGCAGCUUUUUCACCAGGAAGUCAAGCAAGCUCUAGCUCACCGUUACUAUUGAAUUCGGUUACCCCACCUCCACAUACCAGCCGCGGUCAGUAUCAUCACAGUCUACAAUCACAACAACACGGAAAAACACGUAGCCCAGCUUUGCAGGAAUUGCUAAAGAAAGAAUACUCGAUGUCACCGGAUCGUCAUAUUCUUGGUCAAUCCGUUCCAGAUCCGUCUACGCCUCGAAUGUACAUAGCUGGAGGAAGCGCCUUAAGCCCAGCAAGUAGUGGUUUCGGGAGUGGUGGUCGCCGAAGUAUAGCACAAUGUUCUAGCGGAGCGAGUGCUUCGCGACUGUCGUCAUCGGCUCCUACCCAUCUUGGACUUGAACAAAUUUGGCAAAGACGAGAACCACGGCAACAUCUUCUUUCGACAGGAUCUUUAGCUGAAGCAGAGUCGUUUUCGUCUAUAAGUACGGGAAGCGUACUUAGUCCAGAAGGAAAUGAUUUAUCACAUGACGAAGGUUAUUCAGAUUUUGAUAGUGAUCGAGACGAAGAUUAUUCAACGGAUAAUGAUUCGGAUAAUGAUGAUGGACCUCGUAUCGGUAGUCACGGGAGCGGAAAAGGUAAAGAACGAUACUUUUGGCAGUACAAUGUGCAGGCAAAAGGACCAAAGGGCCAGAGAUUAGUUAUAAAAUCAGAAUUAGAGGACCCCCAUGUACUAAACGAAGCAACUGAUCCAGUUUUCAGCCCAAACUGUUCUGUGCGCGGCAUCAAGCACAGCGGAAAAGCUCGAAAAGGCGAUGGCAACGAUUUAACUCCAAACCCAAAAAAGUUACAUAUAAUUGGGAAAGAAUUGGAUAAAUUAGGUCGCAUUAUCAACGAUAUGACCCCGGUAAGCGAACUUCCUUUCAACGUUAGACCGAAAUCGCGUAAAGAGAAAAAUAAGUUGGCUUCUAGAGCAUGUCGACUGAAGAAGAAAGCCCAACACGAAGCAAACAAAAUAAAGUUGUAUGGUCUGGAGGUAGAACAUAGGAAACUCUUAAAUGGCAUUCGAGAUGUGAAGCGAAUUCUUGCCAUCAAAUAUAAAAAUCCAAAUGAAAACAUUGAUGAACUGAAUCAACAAAUCGAAAGAAUUGCUAAGAACUCUACAAAACUGAAAAUUGCGGGAACUUCAACGGAGUUUGUGAAUAAAAUUCUGGACAAAGUCAAAAGCGGAGUUCCCAGGGGUGGAUUGGAAGACAUACAAAAUUCUUAAUGGCAGCAGUCGUAGUGUCCAGGAGCAAGGUGUACCACCUACUAAGCAUUUUAGGGAACUCUAUAUGUACACGUAUUCUAUUAUAUAUUGAGCAAGAGUAAAUUCUUAAAAUAUUCUAUGAUGGAUAAUGUAUCAUAAUGUAAAGGUAAUUCAUCGCCGCCUAAAAGAGCCAUCAGAAAGUUUUACAUAUUUUUUACUAUAUAGUAAACAUUCAUUAGUUUUUUUAUGAAUUGUUAGCUAGUGUAUGAGAGGCAUGUAGUUUGUAAGGGAACGUUACAAGAAAAGUUGUUUUUAAUAUUCGUUUUUUUAUUUGAGUACCAAAUAGUUAUUUUAAUAUACCUCUGGUUGGGUAUAUUUUUCUACGAAAAAGUGAUGGGAUAGGAUGCUUUUGAGUCUCGAGUUUCGUCAGUAAAUGUUAAAGUUAAAUGCGACGGGUUAAAAAAAGUUUGAACUCGGUCGAGUCCGAAGUAACUAACCAACAUUUUUUCCAAAUUUUCGAAACAGAAGGAAAAUAAAAUACUUCGAUAUUACACAAUGCACGCGUGUUUAUAUAUAGGUGUAAAUAUAUGUUAUUACGGAAUUAAUAAAGGAAGAUCUACAGAUGAAGAAUUAAAAAUUUCAAAAGUAUCUGACUUAAAAAUGAGAUAUUAUAUAAUACCGGCCGUUGGCGUCAUAAUAUCAGAAGAUACCAUUUAUAAUAUUGAACAUAAUAUAUAUCGUUUUAUUAAUUUUUUGUUAUUCGCCUACAAGACUUUUUACAAACUGUUGUUAUAAAGGAGUAAAUUAUAGAUGCCUUGCACGAAUAUUUUUUGAAUUAAUAAUUUACUGUAUUCUAAAAUAUAAUUAUCGUUGCUUGUCUAAAACUUAGGUAUUUGAAGAAUAUCUUGAGAUUCCAAAGAAUGUAAAUAAAAUAUUUUGAGUAAAUUAUGUUGCGAGUCACAGAAUUCAGGCAAAAUUAUUUGGGAAGUUUGUCAGAUUUUAUAUGAAGUGCUAUUUUUAGUUUGGGUAUUAGAUGCUUCUCGGAGAGGGGUGGGCGAUUCUUCCAUGUUGCGUAUUUUUAUUUUGUAUUUGUCGAAGCUUCAUUUUUGAAGUAUAAGUUGAAUUUGCUGCGACAUGUCGGCGCUUAGUCGUUAACGGUUUCAAAAUUUCAUGUUGGUGAAUUUAGUAAUUGUUUCCUUCCAUUUUUUUUAUUCAAAUAAAGUGCAUACUUUCCUUUGAUUUUCGACUUGACCGGAUGUCAUUUAAUUUUUUACUCUGUUAAAUUGAAAAGUACUUUGAGAAUUCCCUUGAAACGAAGAACAGUCAUGAAAUCAAUAAAAAUCUUAAUUUGUCGGAAUAAAAAAUAUACCAACUAAUCUUGUACUUUCUGAUGUAUUCUUGGUAACAUAGGAAUAGUUUUCUGCUAAAGUGAAGUCUUUGUUUAUUAUUUGCAAAAUCGAAUCAUUAGUUACUGGAAAUAAAAUCGCACGCGCAAGAUUGAAACUGAUAAUUUAAGAGAAACCUAGUAUGUAAGUUUAUUUUCUGCAUAAGGAGAUUAUUGAGGUGGCAUUCUUGUCUACUUUUAUGUUUUAGUUUUUUUCCACCUACUUGAGAAUUUCUAUAGAAUAUGUAUCUAAUUUGACUAUUAUUACGUUUCAUGAUGCUACAUAUUAUAUUUUGUUAAAUUGAGAACAUCUGUGAUUAAUGUCUAAUUAUUUCUUUUUUCCAAUAGGACAUAAAAGCUAAGAUGAAUUAUUACCUUUACAAUUAUCAAAAUGUAAGGAAAUAAAAUUGACCAUAAGAAACUGGAAUAA